Messenger RNA from Diceros bicornis minor, 8962 nucleotides. It is a transcript of the gene SETD2, whose product is annotated as SET domain containing 2, histone lysine methyltransferase. Gene Ontology annotation, cellular component: chromosome; nucleus. Gene Ontology annotation, molecular function: histone H3K36 methyltransferase activity; protein binding. Gene Ontology annotation, biological process: regulation of DNA-templated transcription. The record is from RefSeq and is a predicted model, not a curated record. The transcript is spliced from 22 exons. The coding region runs from base 727 to 8286 and encodes 2519 amino acids. Lineage: Eukaryota; Metazoa; Chordata; Mammalia; Perissodactyla; Rhinocerotidae.
UGUGAGAAACACUGGCUUUAAGUGUUUGAGGAGUAUUUGAGUUUUAGUAAGAGAUCUUUAAAGAUUAAGUAUGAGUGAAGCUUUUAAAGUCUUUACUUGUUAAAAUCAAGAUAAAGUAAAAUGCUGUUUCCCAUCUGUGGUUCAGGAAAUUCGGUGAGCUGAGGUCCUGGAAUGAGACCUUCUAGGGUCUCACUUUCGGCUUUACAGCUAGGACAGGAAUUCUAACUCAUCUUAGAUAAAUUCUCAUCCAGGUUCUUCUUAAAUUUUUCAGGUGACAAGGAAACUUAAGUACCCUGUACAGUGACACAUUCUAGUUGCAGAUGCCUCACAUCUUGCUUUUAUAAGUCAGUAAGAAAGACCAACAACUCAAUAGGUAAUCAAUUGGCGAAGGACCUGAAAAAGCACUUCCCAGACAAAAGAAAAUACCAAUGACUUAUAAACAUGAAAAGCUAUUAUGCUGGUAGACUACAAUUGAAGCUACAUCUAUAUAUGUUGAUACGUAAUAAUAUCCAAGGCUUUAAGUGGAGGAAAACAAGGUACAGAAAGUCUUGCGCCGCAUAACAACGCUUCGGUCAGUGAUGAACCACAUACGACGGUGGUCCCAUAAGAUUAUAUAUGGUCCCAUAUAGCCUAGGUGUGUAGUAGGCUAUACCAUCUAGGUUUGUAGAAGAAGAAAAUGAGGCAAAGAUUGAAAAUGUGCAGAAAACAGGUUUCAUCAAAGGACCAAUGUUCAAAGGUGUUGCUUCUAGUCGAUUUUUGCCCAAAGGCACCAAGACAAAAGUUAAUUUGGAGGAACAGGGACGACAGAAGGUGUCAUUCAGCUUUAGCCUUACAAAGAAAACUUUGCAGAACAGAUUUCUGACUGCACUUGGCAGUGAAAAGCAAAAUGACACUCAGAACUCCCCAACUGUACCUCUUCAAGUAGACUUGACCCCUAAAAUUAAAAUGGACAUUGGAGAUACCUUGUCUACUACAGAAGAAUCCUCCCCACCAAAAUCAAGAGUAGAAUUGGGCAAAAUUCAUUUUAAGAAACAUCUGCUUCAUGUAACAUCCAGGCCACUGCUGACUACUACCACAGCAUUGGCAUCUCCGCCUCCUCCCAUAGUACCAUUACCAGCAGUCAUAGCAGAAUCAACAACUGUAGACUCGCCACCCCUGUCUCCACCUCCACCACCUCCACCUCCCCAAGCCACAACAUCCUCACCACCAGCAGCAAUAACAGAGCCAGUGGCCUUGCCACAUACACCAGUAACAGUUCUGAUGACAGCACCAGUAGAUGUAGCAGUUAGAGCCCUGAAGGAACCACCAGUUACAAUUGUACCAGAAUCUUCAGAAGUGGACACUAAGCAGGACACUGUAUCUAAUAGUUCAGAAGAACACAUAACUCAAAAUUUGAAUGAGCAAGCAGAUAUUCCCUCACGAAAAGAUUCCCAUAUUGGGAAGGGAGAAGAAAUUCCAGAUAGUUCUAAAAGUAGUCUGGGCUCUAAAAAAACAGAUUCUAAGAAGAAAUCUUCACAAUCUGAAGGCACCUUUUUUGGUUCAGAAUCUGAUGAAGAUUCUGUGAGGACUUCCUCAAGUCAAAGAUCACAUGAUUUAAAAUUUUCAGCAAGCAUUGAAAAAGAAAGAGAUUCAAAAAAGAGUUUAGCACCUUUAAAAAGUGAGGAUUUAGGAAAAUCUUCACGAUCUAAAACAGAGAGAGAUGAUAAGUAUUUUAGCUACUCAAAACUUGAAAGAGAUACUCGGUAUAUAUCUUCUCGAUGUAGAUCAGAGAGAGAGCGAAGGCGGAGCAGAUCUCGUUCUAGAUCUGACAGAGGCUCUAGAACUAGUUUAUCCUAUUCUCGGUCAGAACGAUCCCAUUAUUACGACUCUGAUCGGCGCUACCAUAGGAGUUCCCCUUAUCGAGAGAGGGCACGGUAUUCUCGGCCAUAUACAGAUACCAGGGCCCGAGAGAGUUCCGACUCAGAAGAUGAGUAUAAGAAGACAUAUUCAAGGCGCACCUCAUCUCAUUCCUCCUCUUACAGAGACCCAAGGACAUCAUCAUCCUAUUCUAAAUCUGACCGGGACUGCAAAACUGAGUCCUCUUACUUAGAGAUGGAGAAAAGAGGAAAGUAUUCUUCAAAACUAGAAAGAGAAUCCAAAAGGACUUCAGAAAAUGAAGCAAUGAAAAGAUGUUGUUCUCCCUCUAAUGAACUGGGAUUCCGACGGGGGUCAUCAUAUUCCAAGCACGAUAACAGUGUUUCCCGUUAUAAAUCUGCCCCUUCAAAAUCUGUACCCAAGUCUGAUAAAUUUAAAAAUUCUUUCUGUUGUACAGAAUUAAAUGAGGAAAUCAAACAGUCUCAUUCUUUUAGUUUACAGACUCCUUGUUCAAAAGGUAGUGAAUUAAGAAUGAUUAGUAAAAUUCCUGAAAGACAAAAGACUGGAUCUCCAUCUCCAUCAAAUCGAUUAAAUGAUUCACCUACUUUUAAAAAGCUAAAUGAAUCGCCUAUUUUUAAGUCUGAAUUUAUAGGACAUGAUAGCCAUGAUAGUAAUAAGGAGUUAGAUUCUUUAUCUAAAGUGAAGAAUGAUCAGUUAAGAAGUUAUUGUCCCAUAGAAUCAAAUAUAAAUGGAUCCCCCGGGACAGAAUCUGAUUUGGCAACAUUUUGCACUUCUAAAACUGACACUGUUUUUAUGUCUUCUGAUGAUAGUGUGACUGGAUCGGAGGUAUCCUCUUUGGUCAAAGCAUGCAUGCUUUCAUCAAAUGGAUUUCAGAAUAUUAAUAGAUGUAAAGAAAAAGACUUGGAUGAUACUUGCAUGCAGCAUAGUAAGUCAGAAAGCCCAUUUACAGAAACAGAACCUCCGGUGUCACCACACCAAGAUAAACUCAUGUCUUUGCCAGUUAUGACUAUAGAUUAUUCCAAAACAGUAGCUAAAGAACCAGUUGAUAUGAGAGUUUCUUGCUGUAAAACCAAAGAUUCAGAUAUAUACUGUACUUCAAAUGACAGCAACCCUUCUUUGUGUUAUUCUGAAGCUGAAAAUAUUGAACCUUCAGUUACAAAGAUUUCUUCAAAUAGCUUUAUGAAUGUGCAUUUGAAAUCAAAACCAGUGAUAUGUGAUAAUAGAAAUCUGACAGAUCAGCAUGCAAAAUUUGCAUAUGAAGAAUAUAAGCAGAGUGUUGGUAGCGCUAGUUCAGCUUCUGUUAAUCAUUUUGAUGAUUUAUAUCAACCUAUAGAGAGUUCAGGUAUUGCGUCAUCUCUUCUGAGUCUUCCACCAGGAAUAAAAAUGGACAAUUUAACUCUCUUGCAACGUGGAGAGAACACAUCUCCACUUUUGGAUGCUGUGCCGAAGAAUAAAAGCACAGAAUUUUUAAAGCAUGCAGAGAAAGAAACAAUAGUAGAAGUAGGUAGUGGCCUUCCUGAUUCAGGAAGGGGAUUUGCUUCCUGGGAAAAUAGGCAUAAUAAUGGGUUAUCUGGGAAAUGUGUACAAGAGGCUCAAGAAGAAGGGAAUUCCAUAUUACCUGAUAGAAGAAGAGGACCAGAAGUCUCGUUAGAUGAAGAAGGUGGAAGAGGACAUGCACAUACUUCUGAUGAUUCAGAAGUUGUAUUUUCUUCUUGCGAUUUGAAUUUAACCAUGGAAGACAGUGACAGUGUAACAUAUACCUUAAAAUGUGACAGUAGUGGUCAUGCCUCAGAGAUUGUGUCUACUGUCCAUGAAGAUUAUUCUGGUUCUUCUGAAAGUUCAAGUGAUGAAAGUGAUUCAGAAGAUACAGAUUCUGAUGACAGCAGUAUUCCAAGAAACCGUCUUCAGUCUGUUGUGGUUGUGCCAAAGAACUCUACUUUGCCCAUGGAAGAAACAAGCCCUUGUUCUUCACGGAGCAGUCAGAGUUACAGACACUAUUCUGACCACUGGGAAGAUGAGAGAUUGGAGUCAAGGAGACAUUCAUAUGAGGAAAAAUUUGAGAGUAUAGCUCGUAAAGCCUGUUCUCAAACGGAGAAGUUCUUCCUUCAUAAAGGAAUAGAGAAGAAUCCAGAAAUUUCUUUUACACAGCCCAGCAGAAAACAAAUAGAUAACCACCUCCCUGAAAUUGCUCACCCUCAGAGUGAUGGGGUUGAUAGUACAAGUCAUACAGAUGUGAAAUCUGACCCUCUAGGUCAUCCAAAUUCUGAGGAAACAAUGAAAGCCAAAAUAGCUACUAGGCAGCAAGAAGAGCUGCCAGUUUAUUCUUCUGAUGAUUUUGAAGAUGUCCCAAAUAAGUCUCGGCAACAGACCAUUUUCCCUAACAGAACAGAUAGUAGACUGGGAAAAACAGAGUUGAGUUUUUCUUCCUGUUGUGAGAUCUCCCGAGUGGAUGGCUUUCAUUCAUCAGAAGAGCUCAGAAACCUAGGGUGGGACUUCUCUCAACAAGAAAAGCCUACUACUACAUAUCAGCAACCUGACAGCAGCUAUGGAGCCUGUGGUGGACACAAGUAUCAGCAAAGUGCAGAACAGUAUGGUGGGACACGUAAUUACUGGCAAGGCAAUGGCUACUGGGAUCCAAGAUUGGCAGGUAGACCUCCUGGAACUGGGGUUGUAUAUGAUCGAAUUCAGGGGCAAGUACCAGAUUCCUUAACAGAUGACCGUGAAGAGGAGGAAAAUUGGGAUCAAUGUGGAGGAUCUCACUUUUUAAGCCAGUCCAGUAAAUUUUUUCUGUCCCUUCAGAAGGACAAGGGGUCAGUGCAAGCACCUGAAAUAAGCAGCAAUUCCAUUAAGGACUCUUUAGCUGUGAAUGAAAAGAAAGAUCUUUCAAAAAAUUUAGAAAAAAGUGAUAUGAAAGAUAGAGGGCCUCCUAAAAAAAGGAGGCAAGAAUUGGAGAGUGAUUCUGAAAGUGAUAGUGAGCUUCAGGACAGAAAGAAAGUCAGAGUGGAGGUAGAGCAGAGAGAGACAGCAGUACCCCCAGGGUCAGCACUGGUUGGGCCUUCCUGUGUCAUGGAGGACUUCAGGGACCCACAGCGAUGGAAGGAAUGUGCCAAGCAAGGGAAGAUGCCUUGUUACUUUGAUCUGAUUGAAGAAAAUGUUUAUUUAACAGAAAGAAAGAAGAAUAAAUCCCAUCGGGAUAUUAAGCGAAUGCAGUGUGAGUGUACACCUCUUUCUAAAGAGGAAAGAGCUCAAGGUGAAAUAGCAUGUGGGGAAGAUUGUCUUAAUCGUCUCCUCAUGAUUGAAUGUUCUUCUCGGUGUCCAAAUGGGGAUUAUUGUUCCAAUAGACGGUUUCAGAGAAAACAACACGCAGAUGUGGAAGUCAUACUUACAGAAAAGAAAGGCUGGGGCUUGAGAGCUGCCAAAGACCUUCCUUCGAACACAUUUGUCCUGGAAUAUUGUGGAGAGGUACUUGAUCAUAAAGAGUUUAAAGCCCGGGUAAAGGAGUAUGCACGAAACAAAAACAUCCACUACUAUUUCAUGGCCCUGAAGAAUGAUGAGAUAAUAGAUGCCACUCAGAAAGGAAAUUGCUCUCGUUUCAUGAAUCACAGCUGUGAACCAAACUGUGAGACUCAAAAAUGGACUGUGAAUGGACAACUGAGGGUUGGGUUUUUUACCACCAAACUGGUUCCUUCAGGCUCAGAGUUAACAUUUGACUAUCAGUUCCAAAGAUAUGGAAAAGAAGCUCAGAAAUGUUUCUGUGGGUCAGCUAAUUGCCGGGGUUACCUGGGAGGAGAGAACAGAGUCAGCAUCAGAGCAGCAGGAGGGAAAAUGAAGAAGGAACGCUCUCGUAAGAAGGAUUCAGUGGAUGGAGAGCUAGAAGCUCUGAUGGAGAACGGUGAGGGUCUCUUUGAUAAAAACCAGGUGCUCAGCUUAUCCCGGUUAAUGGUUAGAAUUGAAACUUUGGAGCAGAAACUUACCUGUCUCAAGCUCAUACAGAACACACACUCGCAGUCUUGCCUGAAGUCCUUUCUGGAACGUCAUGGGCUGUCUUUGCUGUGGAUCUGGAUGGCAGAGCUAGGUGACGGCCGGGAAAGUAACCAGAAGCUUCAGGAAGAGAUUAUAAAGACUUUGGAACACUUACCCAUUCCUACUAAAAAUAUGUUGGAGGAAAGCAAAGUACUUCCAGUUAUUCAACGUUGGUCUCAGACCAAGACUGCUGUCCCUCAGUUGAGUGAAGGAGAUGGGUAUUCUAGUGAGAAUACAUCACGUGCUCAGACACCACUCAACACACCUGAUCCUUCUACCAAGCUGACCACAGAAGCUGACACAGACACCCCCAAGAAACUCAUGUUUCGCAGACUUAAAAUUAUAAGUGAAAAUAGCAUGGACAGUGCAAUCUCUGAUGCUACCAGUGAGCUAGAAGGCAAGGAUGGCAAAGAGGACCUUGACCAGUUAGAAAAUGUUCCUGUAGAAGAAGAGGAAGAGUUACAAUCACAACAGCUACUCACACAACAGCUGCCUGAAUCUAAAGUUGAUAGUGAAAUCGCCAUGGAGACCAGUAAGCUACCCACAUCUGAACCAGAGGCUGACACUGAAAUAGAGCCUAAAGAGAGCAGUGGCACAAAACUAGAAGAACCUAUUGCUGAGGAAAUACCGUCUCAAGAUGAAGAGGAGGGUGUAUCUGAUGUGGAGAGUGAGAGGAGCCAGGAACAGCCAGAUAAAACAGUAGAUAUAAGUGAUUUGGCCACCAAACUCCUGGACAGUUGGAAAGACCUCAAGGAGGUAUAUCGGAUUCCAAAGAAAAGUCAAGCUGAAAAGGAGAACACAAUAACUGAACGAGGAAGGGAUACUGUUGGCUUCAGAGAUCAAACAGCUGCCCCAAAGACUCCUAACAGGUCAAGAGAGAGAGACCCAGACAAGCAAACUCAAAAUAAAGAGAAAAGGAAACGAAGGGGCUCCCUCUCACCACCCUCUUCUGCCUACGAGCGGGGAACAAAAAGGCCAGAUGACAGAUAUGAUACACCAACUUCUAAAAAGAAAGUACGAAUUAAAGACCGCAAUAAACUUUCUACAGAGGAGCGUCGGAAGUUAUUUGAGCAAGAGGUGGCUCAACGGGAGGCUCAGAAACAACAGCAGCAGAUGCAGAACCUGGGAAUGACAUCUCCACUGCCCUAUGACUCUCUUGGCUACAAUGCUUCUCAUCACCCCUUUGCUGGCUACCCACCAGGUUAUCCCAUGCAGGCUUAUGUGGAUCCCAGCAACCCUAAUGCUGGAAAGGUGCUCCUCCCCACACCCAGCAUGGACCCUGUAUGUUCUCCUGCUCCUUAUGAUCAUUCUCAGCCCUUGGUGGGACAUUCUACAGAACCCCUUGCUGCCCCUCCACCUGUACCAGUGGUGCCACAUGUGGCAGCGCCUGUGGAAGUUUCCAGUUCACAGUAUGUGGCUCAAAGUGAUGGUGUGGUACACCAAGACUCCAGCGUUGCUGUCUUGCCAGUGCCAGCCCCAGGCCCAGUCCAGGGACAGAAUUAUGGUGUUUGGGAUUCAAACCAACAGUCUGUCACUGUACAGCAGCAGUACUCUCCUGCACAGUCUCAAGCAACCAUAUAUUAUCAAGGACAGACUUGUCCAACUGUCUAUGGUGUGACAUCGCCCUAUUCACAGACAGCUCCACCAAUUGUACAGAGUUAUGCCCAACCAAAUCUUCAGUACAUCCAGGGACAACAGAUUUUCACAGCUCACCCACAAGGAGUGGUGGUACAGCCAACCGCGGCCGUGACUACAAUAGUUGCACCAGGGCAGCCUCAGCCUUUACAGACACCUGAAAUGGUUGUGACAAAUAAUCUCCUGGAUCUGCCACCCCCCUCUCCUCCCAAACCAAAAACCAUUGUCUUACCUCCCAACUGGAAGACAGCCCGAGAUCCAGAAGGGAAGAUUUAUUACUACCAUGUGAUCACAAGGCAGACUCAGUGGGAUCCUCCUACUUGGGAAAGCCCAGGAGAUGAUGCCAGCCUUGAGCAUGAAGCUGAGAUGGACCUGGGAACCCCAACAUAUGAUGAAAACCCCAUGAAGACCUCAAAAAAGCCUAAGACAGCAGAAGCAGACACCUCCAGUGAGCUGGCUAAGAAAAGUAAAGAAGUAUUCAGAAAAGAGAUGUCCCAGUUCAUCGUCCAGUGCUUGAACCCUUACCGGAAACCUGACUGCAAAGUGGGAAGAAUUACCACAACUGAAGACUUUAAACACCUAGCUCGCAAGCUGACUCACGGUGUUAUGAAUAAGGAGCUGAAGUACUGUAAGAACCCUGAGGACCUGGAGUGCAAUGAGAACGUGAAACACAAAACCAAGGAGUACAUUAAGAAGUACAUGCAGAAGUUUGGGGCUGUUUACAAACCCAAAGAGGACACUGAAUUAGAGUGACUUAUGAGGCCAGGGUGGGAGGACGGGUGAGCAGGUAGGACAGACUCUGGGGAGAAGAAAUCCUGUGGGCCCUCUCUGCCCCACCCACUGUCAGGGCUGUGCUACUGAUGACACAUCACCCUGGGGAAUUCAAACCUGCAGAUUUCAACUGAAAGCCACAAAAAUGAGCUCUAUCCACAAGUGAUCCCUGGUCUUGAGCUGUUGGGGUGUGGUUAGAGGCCAUCAGAGGCAAGGGCUUAGGGAAGACCCUUUCCUCUAAAACUCUGGCCAGGUCUGACCCCACUCUCAAACCUGGGUCUCCUCCUUGGCGGUGCUGUCAGCGCACAGACCCAUGCGCACCCCCACCCUUGACCCCUUACCCUGACGAUUUGUAUUAUAUUUUAAUGUAUAUGUGAAUAUAUUGAAAAUAAUUUGUUUUUUCCUGGUUUUUGUUUGUUUUUUGUUUUGCUUUUAGCCUCUACGUGCUAGGAUCACAGGAAGACUUUGUAAGGACGGUUUAAGUUCUCCUGCAAGGUUUAAUUUGUUAUCAUGUAAAUAUUCCAAAGCAGGCUGCCUUGUGGUUUUGGCCAGCCUUGUGCUAUGUUGAUAAGAUUGAUUUACUGCUUAAAAUCACUUUACUUUAUCCAAUUUUUACUGAACUUUUUAUGUAAAAAAUAAAAUCAAUUAAAGAACUUGG